UCUAGUAUGGCGGCGCCCAUGUACACUUGUGUGUACAUGCAUCCAAGUUGUUUACAAUGUUGUAGGAGCAGUUAUGUCUCCUAACUUAAACCCGAGACGUAAACUUAUACGCCACUUCUCCGUGCAGCUUUAUAAUGCGCAGCUGUACUAGUUAACGCAGCAAAAUGAAUACCCACUGCACCCUUAUUAGCCAGGUGUCGCGCGGCAACAACGUCGACGGCAGGCCUGGUUCAUUAUCAUAUAUUACUGGCAAUACCGCUAGUAGUAGUAGUACUAGUAUUGGCUCAGGCCCUUGUAGUACAUCUGGUACUACUACUACUACUGGUACUAAUCCGAGCCUUGGGAGAGCCACAGACAGGGUAAUUACAUGCUAUAAUAGUGAGCCAUUCCAUGUUGGUAAGGUUAUGGAGCGAAAGAUUAACCGAAAACCCGAGACCACAUCAUGCAAGCAAGUGUCACUGAGGAGAAUUCAGCCAAGUAGAAUUAACAAUGACUCGGACACUAAGUCUAACCAGCCAACUAUCGGCGCCAGGCAGGCUUUAGUCAGUAGAAUUGAACAUUGUUUAGAUCUACAAACUGUCGUAGUUGGUACCACGUGCAGUACUUCUCGGUUGAAAAAUAACCUGACUACUGUAGCAUCGACUGAAAUGUUCUCGGAUAGUGUGACAGAAGUGGCACAGACAGACCUCAGUGCUUGGGUAGCGUGUGAAGCUGUGCAUGACACUCCAUAUAUUAAUGAAGAUGGGGAAUCUUCAGAGCAGAUGAGCCCAAGCAUAUUUUCCAAGGAGCCAUCAGAAAUGGCGGAGACUAUUAUUUCAGGAACACUAAAUGAACAAGACCAUGAAGGCCAUGUCUUAUCAAACAUUACCAAAGACAAUGCCCAAUCAACUCUUGUCAGUUCCUCUGACUUGUUGAAUCGGGUGUCACCGAUUCUCUCAAAGACGAGCAACUGUCCUGACACUGAGAGUAGUGAGUUGCUUACCAAGAGGGAGCGGGACCGAAAGCGAAAAGCCCAGCAACGAUCCAACCCAGCGUAUAAGGCCCGCGAAAAGGAGAGAGAGAGGGCACGUAUGGCUUGGAAAAGGAAUGCAGAUUCACUAUUCAGAGAAACUGAACGAAUAAAAGACCGAGAACGAAGGAGAGAGUCACGCGAAAAGAACUGUGCGCAACGAAUAAAGGAGCAACUGAGAGACAGACUUUGGAAAAGACAACGCUACGAAAAGGGAAAGCUUCAGCGAAAACUGAUUCAUAGUACGACUGACGUGACUGCAUUGACUACCCUCGCCUCAGCCGACUCUACUUCAGACAGCGCAGUUGUGCACAGCCCGCUGAUCUGCCUACCGAUCCUACAGGUGGCGCCGCUUGUGCGAUGGCAGGCGACAGCGUGUAAUGUCGAUGUUAGUCCGAGGAUGCACGAUAGCAAUUGCAACAAUGUAGAUAACGUAGUGGUAAGUUCAGCAGGCGGCGACGCGAUAACUGGGCCUGACGAUUGACGAGUUUGUGACCCACAGAGGAAGGGUGACUGUGGAAGAACUGUAUAGGACGUUUAGCAUAUUGCAGCAUUAGGUUCUGUAUAAAUAUUAAGUGGGGCAGUAAGAUGUGCGUUGCUCAAACACACAAUGGCAUUGCAAAUUGUAAUGCUGCAAGACUCUAUCAGCGACCUGUAGUUAUCAGUGUAUUACUAUCAGAAUACAUUCAGUGUCAACAUGGGUUUUAGUAUUUUGAUAAUGAUUGUAUCAUAGCACUCGCCUGUUAAAUUAUUCACUUAUUUAUUUAUUAUUGCAAAACCAUUUACAUGCAUAAUUUAUAGGGAGUUGGUCAACUAUUGCAUGUUUAAACUCAUUGAACCAUGGGUUCUUGAGCCAUUUUAAAGGGCAUUCAAUAUAUUCAAAUGUGAAAUGAAUCAACAUCUAUGCAGCAUGUUUUACAGGAGCAUUAGGAAAACUCAAGUAGAUUUGUCAAGCAAUAUAGAGUACAGAAACAUCACAACAGUUUACGACCAGGACAAGUGCCCAGUGUUUGCAAACUUAUACAGAAUUUCACCGUUCAAAUUUAUAGUUUGUUAUACAUUCUCAUGUGGUUUCAGUUAUAAGCUGCACAUGGUGAUGGUUACAUUGUGAUGAAUUCAUUAAUGUUGCACAUUUUUGUUACAGUCGUGAUAAAACAAUUUUACGUUGUAAAAGUGAGAAUAGAGCAAGAUAGAAUGUAUGCAGUCUUUGCAAUUUCAUGUUGCUCCACUUCUUCUCAACUUACAUUGCGAUGUAUCAUGGACGGGAGGCUUGUGGUGUUGAUACUCGGGAUAUAAGAUAGGGAAUUGUAUCCAAAAUGUGAUCAUGGUACUUGAUAUUCAAGGUCAGAGGAGUACAUAGGAUUCAAAUGAUUUUUAAACUUUACUGAUAGAUCCAGUUCAAAACAUUUUCACAUGACUGUUGAAAUUAACAUGAAAUGUAUUUUCAAUUGAUAUGCGAAUAAAAUCUUUUCACUGACACUGACUGACCAUUAAAAUAAGUAAACUUUGAUUUCUUUUUUUCUCAAAAUUCAUAGCUCUAUUUCAAAGACAGAACGGUGUUAUUAUUUGUAUAUAGGCAACUUACUGUAUAAAGGCAUCCUAAGCAUAAAAUUUGUGAAUUUUCAA
Messenger RNA from Priapulus caudatus, 2635 nucleotides. RefSeq lists its product as uncharacterized. The coding region runs from base 165 to 1493 and encodes 442 amino acids. The transcript is spliced from 5 exons. NCBI's taxonomy places the organism in Eukaryota, Metazoa, Priapulida, Priapulimorpha, Priapulimorphida, Priapulidae. The record is from RefSeq and is a predicted model, not a curated record.